AUGGAUUCGAUUUACGAUACCAGCUUCAUGGUGCUGGCUGCGGGGACGGCUGCCGCGGGCGCGGUCCUCUCAUAUAUUUCAUACUACGUGUGGGGGCGACCUGCUGAGGCUGCCACCCCAGCCCCAGCCCCAGAAGAGACAUCUCCAAGCGCUGAUCUACGAGAUGAGGCACCCACCAAGGCCCCAGAGUUCGAGCAAGAGCCGCCUUCGCCGCGGGGAAAAGAAAAGAUUACAUCUGAGUCGGGUGGGCUGCUGGCAAUCCCGAGUGGCGGCUCUGCUAUCCUCGUCUCCCCCAUCAAGGAGCGACCCCGUGCACCUGCUCGCACUCUCCCCUCUCGCGGACACCUCAAGGCGCGGCCUGCCAUCGAUCCGCGCUCUGAGUUUCAGAAGCAACUAGACGAACAGGCCACGAGCGCGCAACAAACCGAGAGCGCGCCCAGCAGCGCUGCGAGCGAGUCGCAGCAGUCCAGCAGCUCCAGCAGACCGCCGGCUGGCUUCGCCCCUCCCUCGGCUGGCCGAGGUCGUGGCGCGCCGAUGGGCAUAGGCGGGCAGGGCAUGGCCAUGCAGGACCUCGCCGCUGCUCGGGCCCGGAUGCGCAAGGCCGAGCAGUAA
Molecule: messenger RNA, 612 nt
Organism: Acanthamoeba castellanii str. Neff
Lineage: Eukaryota; Discosea; Longamoebia; Acanthamoebidae
Exons: 2
Coding region: 1-612 (203 amino acids)
Source: RefSeq, a predicted model, not a curated record